Molecule: messenger RNA, 2550 nt
Organism: Oryzias melastigma (Indian medaka)
Lineage: Eukaryota; Metazoa; Chordata; Actinopteri; Beloniformes; Adrianichthyidae
Gene: s1pr5b
Product: sphingosine-1-phosphate receptor 5b
Exons: 2
Coding region: 400-1581 (393 amino acids)
Biological process (GO): G protein-coupled receptor signaling pathway
Cellular component (GO): membrane
Molecular function (GO): sphingosine-1-phosphate receptor activity
Source: RefSeq, a predicted model, not a curated record
GGACGAAUGUGAGCUUUAGGCCAGCCCCCAGAGCUGCUGCAUGUUUCAAGUGAAGUCCUCACUCGCUCUGCUUUGUCAGUUUGACAGUAACUUACUCCCACACGCCGCUCGGCUGGAUUCUCCCAACUAAAAGGCAGAUGAAGCGCCGGAUAAGAGCAGCGCCGAAGCAGUUCCCAGGGCUGUAUGAUCAACGAGGACUCAAGAGCACCGUCUUCUGGUGAAAAUCAAAACAUCUGCACUUUGUAUAAACUUCAUGUAACCCUUUAAUUUGCUGAGGGAGCGCUGCCCCUUUUUUCGCAUCUAUUUUGAUCUGAGGAAUUUUUACUGGCCCCCUGCCAGUGCCAAACAUGACUCUUUAGCAACCGAGCGCAAGAGGGUUGAAAGAAACAAACCGGCGGGAUGACGGGUUCAAGUUCUGCAAAAAACGUCUCCACCUCCCUCAACGAGUCCUUCUGCAGCAACCCAAACUCAUCUGUCAUUGUGGAUCACUAUAACUACACCGGCAAGCUAAAGGAUGGUCGCUGCCAUGACGGGCUGAAACCUGAGAGCAUCGCGCUGUUGGUGCUGUGUGUUAUCAUCAUCCUGGAGAAUGCUGUGGUUCUCCUCGCUAUUUGGAGGAACAAGAAGUUCCAUCUGCCCAUGUUUUACCUUCUGGGAAACUUGACUCUGUCCGACCUUCUGGCUGGGAUCGCUUAUAUAGCUAACAUCCUCAUGUCUGGACCGCACACCUUAAAACUGACACCUUUGUUGUGGUUCCUCAGAGAAGGAGGGGUCUUCAUCACUUUGGCCGCCUCUGUUAUUUGUCUGCUGGCCAUUGCAAUCGAACGCCAUUUCACAAUGAUGGCCAUGCGUCCGUACAACGGGGCCAAGCGGGGGCGGAUGAUUGCCCUUAUCGUGGCAAGUUGGGCCCUGGCAGGUUUUCUGGGGGUGCUUCCCAUUUUGGGAUGGAACUGCAUUGGGAAAAUGGACCAGUGUUCAACAGUGUUCCCGCUUUACGCCAAAAGCUACAUCCUCUUCUGCGUCUCUGUGUUCAGUGCAGUGCUUUUGGCCAUCGUGGUCCUUUACGCCCGAGUUUUUCACAUUGUGCGCACCAACACACAGCGCCAGAAGCUGGGCCUGACAAGCCCCACGAGAAAAAGUUUGCUAAGGAAGUCUAAGAAAUACAUAGCCCUACUAAAGACAGUGACGAUUGUUCUGGGCAUCUUCAUCGCUUGCUGGCUGCCUCUCUUUGCCCUCUUCCUCGUAGACUUUUUUUGCUCCAAUGGCAACUGCCAAGUACUGUACAAAGCCGACUACUUCCUGGGGCUAGCCAUGAUCAAUUCACUCCUUAACCCCAUCAUAUAUACUCUGACCAAUCGGGACAUGAGAGUGGCCAUUCUAAGGCUGCUGUGUCUGCCAUGUCUGAUGGCCACAGGCGGACAGAUCCACAAGUUCGGCACAUUCCUGGAGUACAGUUUCAGCAGGAAUGAAGCGGGCUCUCAGAGGAUGGAAGCGGGGCAGGAGUCGAUCAUUUCCACCGGGAAUAUAAUCAACACUUCAUCUCAAAUUAAAGCUAUUUAUCCCAAGCUCUUCAAGUCGUAGACUCUGGCACAGGACAGCAACAAACUGGUAUUUGUUGGAAUUUAGUUAAGUGUAAAACGUGAAAGAGGUGCAAAAAUAAAUGUGGAAACUGUAACAUGAACAGACAUUCUGGUCUAAAUGUGAACUAGAAAACUGGGCUCAUAAUAAGCCUCUCUAACUUUGAAUGCACUGAUGACAGACUCAUCAUGAAAGUAAAAAGCUUUGGGAAAAAAUGGCCUUUUCCAGUCGUGAUGGUGUCAAACAGGUACGGCAUGUAGGUCAACCUGUAUCACCCGGAUCUUCAAGUUGAAUGGUCUGCUGCAUCUGCUCUGAUAAAAUCCUCAGCACCAUUACUGCUUGUGUUUGUGUACGUGGAGUUUUGCGGAGACGGACAGACAUCUGAAAAGAGGGGAGUUUUGAAAACACAUGAAGAUUGUUGUAGUUUUACUGUGGGAGGGAGGAAAGUUUCUCUAACUCUUUUGAUUCACCAGAGAGUUAACCAACCAGAAGUUGGAAAUCUUUUUUUCUGUUGCAUCAAAAUGUCAACACAUCUGAGAUGUGGCAAAAAAAAAAACAUUUUUGUGUGUUUUAUGGUAAUAGUUUGACUGCGACUGAAACCACUCAGUUAUGAAACCACAGUUUUUUUGUGUGUGUGAAUAAAGUUUUCAUUUAUCAGCAGCUGCGGUUGUUUAAAGGAUAAGAAUUUAUCUGCACUUAUAACUUAUUUCAUGGGGAUUUAAGGAAGAUCCAGGGCUGUAACUACAAUACUUCUUUCUGUCAAUCAUCAUGAACACUUCCACAUAUCUUAAAGUAUCUGUGGCUGACAUUUACAGUCGAAAUGGAUGAAUGUGAGAGUUUUCUAUUUGGCUUUGAACGUCAAUGUAGCAAAAAUGUUUCAUUUCUGAAAAAAGUGUUGUUUAUAACACUUGUAAUGUGAAUAGUAUUUUGUUACCUUCCUUUUCAUACAAAUAAUAAAAUAUUUUCCUAGAC